AUGGCCGAUUUACCCACAGAUGUCCUGCAGCUUUAUGCGACGCAUCCUUUCGACUCCGACGAACUGUACCAGCAAGGUCUAUCGAGCAUAAUCUCGAAUGACGCCCUGGCCGCAACACCUGACGAGGAGAAGGAAGCGUUACUGAGGAGAACGAGAAUAUUCUACUUUGAAAAAAUUAAGGGUUUGACCAUCUCGGAAGAUGAAGCCAGAAGAGCGGAGGAGCUUUACGCCAAGCCCACCAAUAUGAGCCCUGAUACAAGUGCACUGCAGGCUCCUUCAGAAUUCGGAGAAGAGCAAGGAAAAGAACCCCGACAUCUUUCAUUUGCAGAGUUGAAAACGCUGAUAGAACAAGGGAGGACGGACGAGAUUCCAUACAACAAACAGAUUCCCGACAAACUCAACGAUGCGCCCCCGAGCACAUCAACGGUACCUCAAAGGAGGAAGCCUUGGGAGCUGGGAACGGCACAGGCAGCUGAGUCUAGCUGA
Messenger RNA from Heterobasidion irregulare TC 32-1, 486 nucleotides. RefSeq lists its product as uncharacterized. The transcript is spliced from 5 exons. Lineage: Eukaryota; Fungi; Basidiomycota; Agaricomycetes; Russulales; Bondarzewiaceae. Bases 1 to 486 code for a protein of 161 amino acids. The record is from RefSeq and is a predicted model, not a curated record.